AUGAGUGAACAAGUUGAGAAUAGUGAAAUUGUGAGGAAUGAGUAUGAUGUCGCUAAAACCAACUCGACAUAUCAACUCUCUGCAACUGAAAAUCCCGGUGGAAUCAUUGCUCAAGUGCAGUUCACUGGCGAUAACUUUGACGAAUGGGCGCAAGCAAUCAGAUCUGCUCUGCACGUGAAGAAGAAGUACGUCGAUGGGACAGUGGUGAAACCGAAAGAGGAGGCACCAGAGUAUGAGGACUGGAUGUCUGUCAACUCCAUCGUAGCGCUGUGGAUCCUCAAUACCAUUGAGCCGAAGAUGCUUUGGGAAGAUCUGUCCAAUUACGAUCAGUCACCAACGUGUCAAUGCAGCGGGUGUUUGUGUGAUCUGCGUGGUCAAUUGGAGAAGAAAAGGGAAGAUGAUAAGGUGCACCAGUUUCUUCUUGGACUCGACGAUGCAGUUUUUGGUGGACUCCGCACAACAAUAAUCAGCAGUGAGCCAUUGCCAAACUUGAAUCAGGUGUAUUCCAAAGUGAAAUCCAUGGAACGUGUUCGUACGGUGCUACGAAACCGUGAGGAGCAAGCAGGACAAGCAGAUUUUGCAGUCCAAACCUCUCGAACCCCUGAAGCAAUAGAAGACAAAAGAGCCUCUAAUCAUAUGACAAGCAGUUCUGCUUUUCUCAAUGAUAUAACCACAAUUUUAUCCUGUAAAAUUGGUCUUCCUGAUGGACAUGAGACUGCAACAGAUAAGAAAGGGACGUUGCGGUGUAAUCUCAUUUCUGUGUCACAACUCGUAAAGGACUGCGAUUGUGUGAUGCAAGUUGCUAACAUCGGGUGUGUGUUACAUGACCGUACAACGAGGAUGUUGAUUGGCGCUGAUGAAUUACGGGAAGGUCUCUAUUUCUUUCGACGGAUAGGAGUUUUGAAUGCCUUUCAUAUAAAUAAAGACGAAGCUGAGCAUACAUGGCUUCAACGGCUAGACCAUCCCUCUGAUGGAGUCUUUGAUUUGCUUCCUGUUGUUAGUAAACGUGUUUCUGAUUUUUCAUCUUGUGAUGUAUGUUUGCAAGCCAAACAAACCGGCGAUUCGUUUCAUUCCAGUAAUAAUAAAGCGUCGAAAUUUUUUGAAUUGCUUCACUUAGAUGUCUGGGGACCAUAUCGCUCCUCCAGUACAUGUAAUUCUCAUUACUUUUUCACCAUCAUUGAUGACUUCUCAAGCUGUACUUGGGUGCAUGUGAUGCAUGAUAAAGCUCAAGUCAAGACCAUUUUUCACAACUUUCUGAAAAUGGUUUUACGGAAAUUUGAUCAGAAAGUUCAAACUGUUAGAAGUGACAAUGGCACUGAGUUUCUUUUUGUAUGCACGACAUGUUUGCUGAACAAGGAAUACUUCACUAAACGUCAUGUGUUGCCACACCGCAGCAAAACGGUCGCGUUGAGCGGAAGCACCGUCAUUUGCUAA
Messenger RNA from Camelina sativa (false flax), 1434 nucleotides. RefSeq lists its product as uncharacterized. The record is from RefSeq and is a predicted model, not a curated record. NCBI's taxonomy places the organism in Eukaryota, Viridiplantae, Streptophyta, Magnoliopsida, Brassicales, Brassicaceae. Gene Ontology annotation, biological process: DNA integration. Gene Ontology annotation, molecular function: nucleic acid binding.